GGAAUAUUAUUUGUGAUUUGGGGAAGAGGCGCUCGCAGUGGUUGUGCUGAGGCUGAAUGCAUCGAAUGUUCAGCUUAAUAAUGAUCAGUGCUAAGCGUUAUAAUUGUGUGCUGGUAACGUUUACAAGUGGAGUUCCAGAAAGUUUCGUCCAAGGUAGCAUUAUGAACCGCCCACCGCGACCUCUUUAACUCUCGUCCCUUUGCAAUCCCUUUGAAUUGUUUACUUUACCAACUUGCCCGCCUUCCUUCCAUACAAUGAACGUACCAAUACAGCUAUCGUUUCCUUAAAUGUGACAUCAGACACAGGAAAAACGCCGCCUGCUUCUCGAUCAGAACUGGAACUUUCCAAUCAGGGAUCUCGUGGGUGGGUGUGGUGCGGUGGGUGCUCCAGACAUACCCACACGAGAAGGCUUUGUGGCUCACUCCAACCGGUACAGAGACACAGGACAGACGUCAGGGAACACAUCUUGCCUCAGUCUUGACAGAAUGACAUCAUCAAUCAGUUACUUUUCCCCCGGACCAGCGAAACUGCCGCACGAGAUCCUGGUGAAGCUUCAAGAUGAGCUGGUGCAGUACAAGUCGACGCAAGUGAGCGUCAUGGAGCUUUCGCAUCGCUCAAAGGACUUCGCGGAGAUCAUUGAGGGCGCGGAGAGCAGCGUGCGAGAGCUCAUGAACGUCCCAUCCAACUACAAGGUGCUCUUCUUACAAGGCGGAGGAACAGGCCAGUUCGCGGCCGUCCCUCUGAACCUAAUGUCGAGGACCGGCAAGGCGGAUUACAUCGUCACAGGUUCGUGGUCCAGCAAAGCGGCCAAAGAGGCCAGCAAAUACGGCUCCGUCAACCUGGUGCUUCCGAAGUUGGAGAAGUACACGACCAUCCCGGGCAAGUCGAGCUGGAAACUGGACCCUGAGGCGGCUUAUGUGUACUACUGUGCUAAUGAGACUGUAGAAGGUACUUGGAACGUUUCUUUUCCAAUCAAAAGACCUUUUAACACACUUCAUUCAUACUUCCGACACACAUUCUUCUGGAAAGCCCCAUUCUUUCACACGCUGUAUACAUUCCUGACCCCCUUCCAGUUCGGCGUGAUCUACGGCGGCGCCCAGAAGAACAUCGGCUGCCCCGGCGUCACCGUGGUCAUCGUGAGGGAGGACCUCCUGGGCAGCCCCCUCCCCGUCUGCCCCUCCGUCCUCGACUACGCCGUCAUGGCCAAGAACAAGUCCCUCUACAACACGCCGCCGACAUUCGCGAUCCACGUGGUGGGCGAGGUCCUGGCGUGGGUGAAGAGGGAAGGCGGACUCGACGAGAUGCAGAGACGCUCGCUGGAGAAGAGUAAGAUGCUGUAUUCCGUUAUCGACGAGAGCAACGGGUUUUAUAACAACCCUGUGGACGCGGCCGCGAGAUCCCGGAUGAACGUCGUCUUCCGGGUGGGCGAAGGCGGGAAAGACGACCUCGAGGCGAAAUUCAUCUCUCAGGCUGCCUCCCAGGGACUUCUUUCUCUCAAGGGACACAGGUCGGUUGGUGGCAUCCGCGCUUCGGUUUACAAUGCCAUCACCAUUGAUGACGUCAGACGCUUGGCCGAAUUCAUGAAAACAUUUCUCAAAGAAAACAAAGUGUGAGACGCAACUCUAACCAAAAGAAAUUACGAUCUGUUCAGAUUUUAAGAUUUAGUUAUUGAUUUGAUUAGAUAAUAUUCGGUUAUAAGAUUUUUAAUAACGUAACCUGUGAUGCCAUGCUUCGACAGCAUAAAGGGACCACAUAACAUGCUAUGCCCAGUCUUCAUUUCUUCAUAAAUGUACAUCUAUGCAUAUUUAUUGUAUUCAGCGACAUGUAUCAUCAGUGUAAGUCAAGUGCAACAAAAGGUUGAACAUUUAUCAACUGUUUAGGAGUUUCAUGUUUCAUGUUUGUGUUGUGAAAAAUGUAUAUUCUAAAGGAUACUAGUGGUGACUAGGCUGAUAUUUGCCUUUAAAAAUUGAACUAGCCACUACUAGGCAUUGUUGAUAAACGUCAACCAUGCAGUCAAUGCAUUUCAGUGCAAUCACAUAUUCCCACGAAAUUCAUAUUCAGUAUACGAAAUGUUAUACUGCUGACUCCAUGUGCAGGUAAUAAAAUCGGCUGAAAAAACA
This is a messenger RNA of Penaeus monodon (black tiger shrimp), 2120 nucleotides long. RefSeq names its product probable phosphoserine aminotransferase. Gene Ontology annotation, cellular component: cytoplasm. The record is from RefSeq and is a predicted model, not a curated record. NCBI's taxonomy places the organism in Eukaryota, Metazoa, Arthropoda, Malacostraca, Decapoda, Penaeidae. Gene Ontology annotation, molecular function: pyridoxal phosphate binding; O-phospho-L-serine:2-oxoglutarate transaminase activity. The coding region runs from base 486 to 1613 and encodes 375 amino acids. Gene Ontology annotation, biological process: L-serine biosynthetic process. The transcript has 9 exons.